This is a messenger RNA of Myzus persicae (green peach aphid), 6661 nucleotides long. RefSeq names its product NFX1-type zinc finger-containing protein 1-like. The transcript has 15 exons. Gene Ontology annotation, biological process: regulatory ncRNA-mediated heterochromatin formation. Gene Ontology annotation, molecular function: helicase activity; zinc ion binding. Gene Ontology annotation, cellular component: nucleus; nuclear RNA-directed RNA polymerase complex. The record is from RefSeq and is a predicted model, not a curated record. The coding region runs from base 289 to 6429 and encodes 2046 amino acids. Lineage: Eukaryota; Metazoa; Arthropoda; Insecta; Hemiptera; Aphididae.
AUGCAGGUAUGCACUAUGCAUAUAGUGAUAUAAACAAUAAUUGUUUAUGGUCGUACUCCGUUGUCGGCGUCUUUAUGGUGUAUUAUCAAAAUGUAGAAUGUUUCGUUGGAAUAUCAAGUAGACUUUUUAUACUUAGAUUAAAUACUUUAAAUCAAAAAAUUAUUCAAUUGAAUUAACUGCGUGCUACGACUAGUAUUUUCAUUUUCCUGUGAUUUUCCUAUUAGGUAUAUAACAAUAGGUACAGAUACAAAUGAAAUUCCAUGACUAGAUGUAGUUUAAAAAUAUAUCAUGUCUAAUAAAAAGUACUCUAACCAAAGAUCCAGAACAAAUUCAUCAGUAAAUGUAGAAAACUUCCAUAUUGAUUUUAAGUCGCUCCAACAUCAAAAUGGGCAGUCAUGUUCAAGUGGUUCUAAUACAGAGGAAGAACAAAAAAAAAAAAAAAAUUCAGAUAGCAAAGUUAAAAGUGCAUCAAAAUUUAAUUCAGAAAAUCAACAAAAACAAUAUAAACAUAAACAGACCUCAGGAAAUAGGCAUGAAAGAUGGGGCCGAAAUAAAUUUGAGCAAAAACAAGACUUGGACAGUGACACUAAUGAAAAAAAAACCAAAAAAUAUUUUUUUGGAUUCAAGCUCCUUGAAGAAUUAUGUGAUAAGGAACCUUCUGAAAUUGUAUUUGUGAUAUCUAAUAAAACUAAUGGAUUCUUAGAUCUGUUUAAACAGAAUAAAGAACCAGAUUGGAUUUACUUGCUUAUGAAAGUUUCAGCUAAAGUCUGUUCUUCAGAAUUAAUACAAAAUAAAAUUGUUUUACUUACAGAAUUAACAUGUAAUCAAUUUUUUAAUCAUAUAAAAACCUAUAUACUGAGUACACCUACUGAAAAAAACCGAAAUCGAUGCAACAAUAUGAAUACAUUUUAUGAAGAUUGUUUAGUAGUUUUUCAAAAUAUAACUACCUUAUUUCCGAAAACGGCUGCUGAAAAAUUGAAGGAGAUAGUAGUAAGUUGUAAUAUCGCUUUAUCUGGUAUUAAAAAUUAUUGUAAUCAUAUUAAAAUAAAUGAAACUACUAUUUUUGAAAUGGAUGAACUCCUACAAAAAUUGAAUGAAACCAAAGUAACAGAAGAAUUAAAAUUAAAAGAAAAAUGUAUGAUUCAAAACAUUGCUCAAAUUAUGCCUCCUCCUGAAAAUUUUAGGGAACUUACAGUAUAUCCAACCUCAAUUGAUCUCGAAUAUGGAGAACGAUUUUUACGACCUAAUAUCACAAAAGGAGCUUAUCAGAAUGUAGAACACUAUUUGGACGUUCAAUUUCGUCUUCUACGUGAAGACUUUAUUGCUCCACUACGAGAAGGAAUACAAUUUUAUAAAGAAUCAAUAAAUUAUCAACAUCAACGUCGAAAAAAAAUUAAUAAUAUUCGUAUUUAUCGUGAUGUUGAAUUUCAAAAAAAAGGUGAAUUUGUUCGCGAUAAAUAUGGUUAUCUGAUAAACUUUGACAGGACAAACAAAUUAAAAAUCAACUGGGACAUGGCUAAACGAUUUAUGUAUGGUUCUUUAUUGCUAUUUUCUGCUAAUAAAUUUGAGACUUUUUUUUUGGGUAUUGUUUUGGAGCGAAAAGUUGAACUUUUAAAAAAAGGUAUCUUGAUUGUGGAAUUAUUAGAAGAUGCAAAACCUUUAUUUGGUACUUCACUUACAAUGGUUGAGAGUGAAGUAUUUUUUGAGCCCUACAAAUGCUCAAUGGAAGUCCUUAAAAAUAUAUAUAGUCAUAAUUUCCCGAUGGAAAAAUAUAUAAUAUCGGCUUGUAAUGUAAUAGAUUAUCCAUUUUACAUUGAUACAUUACCUGAACCACAAUAUUUCAUUGACAAUUUACAAAAAUUUAAUAUACUAAAUGAAUGUGAAUGGCCUACCGAAGAACAGUUAAAACUUGAUGUAAUGCAAUAUAGAGCAUUUAGAGCAGCACUAACUCAAGAAUUUACGGUUAUUCAAGGCCCGCCUGGUACUGGUAAAACUUUCAUAGGGUUAAAAAUUAUGGAAACCAUUAUAAGAAAUUUAUAUAACAAUCCUUGUCUCUCUAAACCAAUUUUAGUAGUAUGUUAUACUAAUCAUGCUUUGGACCAGUUCAUGGAAGGUAUAUUAGGUUUCACAAGCAAAGUUAUUAGAAUCGGUGGACAGUCGAAGUCCAAAAUAUUAGAGGAAUACAGUCUUCGGAAUGUAACUCAUAUGUACAAUAGGUCUACUACUACUAAUAGAGGUCUAAGAAAUGUUCAAGAACAAGUCAAAACAACUAUGAAUAGUAUAAAAUAUUUGAAACGAUGUAGUGAAGUUGUGUCAUAUAAUGCUGGCAUAUUAGAGUUAUCAUUACUGAAAAAUGGUAUGCCUAUUAAGUAUCAUGAUUUUUUUAAAACUUCUUUAGAUCUUCUCACUUGGUUAUUUCAAGAUCCUGAAUAUUUUAGUGUAGACCCAAUUGGGUUUAUAUCUGAAAUUAGCCAUGGUUUGAUUAAUAAAGUUUUUCAUUCCGAAAAAUUAUUGGAAAUUAAAAAAGAAGUAAACGAGGAUCAAGAUCAAGAUGAUGAUGAUGAUGAUGAUGAUGAUAGGCAAUAUAAACCAGAUUUUCAAGAUAUAGAUUAUAUUGAUGAAGAUGUUGUUAUUUAUAGUUUAGUUUUAGAUAAUGUAAAACAUGCUUGUCAGGAACUACUUCACGAGGCUCUACGAUUAAAUAAUCUAUCAACCUCGGAUAUAAAUUUCUACAAUGCAUAUGAAGAAGCUAAAUUCAACUUCGGUAUAAUGGAAAAGAUACACGACUAUUUUGAAAAUAUGCUGGGUUUGAUUGAUAUGGAUAUUGAACUACCAAAAUCAACUCAAGAUUUAUAUGGAUUAAAUAUGGGUCAAAGAUGGUCUUUAUAUUUUCAUUGGGUAAGAGAAACAAAAGAGAUGUUUGAUCCAAAAAUAAUUAAAUAUGAAGAAAAGUACACUCAAGUUUUUAAGCAAUAUUGUGAAUUAAGAGAGUUGGAAAAUAUAGAGCUUUUAAAUAAGAUGCAUGUAAUAGCAUUAACUACUACUGGUGCUGCUAAGCAUAGAAUAAUGUUGGAAGGCCUAGAGUCGCCAAUUGUUGUUGUUGAAGAAGCUGCUGAAGUUUUGGAGGCUCACAUUGUUUCAUCACUAACAAGACAUUGUCAACAACUAAUAUUGAUAGGUGACCAUAAACAACUUCGUCCUAGUAAUGCUGUUUACAAAUUGGCCAAAGAUUUUAAUUUCGAUAUUUCAUUGUUUGAACGUAUGGUCAACAAUGAAGUACCUUGUUACACAUUGGGCGAACAGCAUAGAAUGCGCCCCGAAAUAGCAUCCAUUAUAACUCCAUCAAUCUACAAUGAAUUGAAAAAUCAUACUUCUGUUUACAAUAGAGAACAUAUUCGUGGUGUUAACAAAGAUAUGUUUUUCCUAAACCAUAAUGUGUAUGAAAAUGAAGUUGAGGAAAUUUCAAGCAAAAGUAAUGAUCAUGAAGCUAGAUUUUUAAUUAUGUUUGCUCGGCAUUUAAUUUUACAAGGAUAUACAACUAAUCAAGUGACAAUAUUAACAACUUACAGUGGUCAAUUGUUUCUAUUUCGUUCAUUACGGAAAAAACACUCCAUAUUGGAUGGCUUAAAAAUAAAGGUUGUCGAUAACUAUCAGGGCGAAGAAAGUGAUAUUAUACUACUAUCGCUAGUUAGAAGCAAUGAAAAGGGAAAUGUAGGAUUUUUGAAAACUGAAAACAGAAUAUGUGUUGCAUUGUCAAGAGCUAAAUAUGGACUUUACAUAAUGGGUAAUAUGGACAAUUUGUACAAUUCUGGUAAUUUGUGGAAACAAAUAAAAGAAACAUUAGUAAAUCAGUGUUCGUAUGGUGAUGAAUUGACUUUAGAAUGUGCCAUACAUUCUGGUAUUACGACAAAGGUUUCAAAGAGUGAAGAUUUCAAUAUAAUUAUGGAAGGUGGUUGUACUAUGUUAUGUAAAUCAUUGUUGUCAUGCGGUCAUUAUUGUUCAAGUGUAUGUCAUUCCUAUGACCUCGAACAUUUGGAAUUUAAAUGCAGAAAUCCUUGUAACAAAUUCUGUGAUUAUAAUCACCCAUGUAUGAAACAAUGUUAUAUGGAUUGUGGAAAGUGCACCGUAAUUACGACGAAAGAAUUACCAUGUGGUCACCAAUCAUCAUUACCAUGCUAUGUUGAUAUUCAUAUUUUUCAGUGUGAAGAAAUGGUGGAAUCAAUCCUAGAAGAAUGUGGUCAUAAAGUUAUGAGAAAAUGUUAUGACAAAAAUCCAAAAUGUUCAAUUAAAUGUUACACUCGGUUAGAUUGUGGUCAUGCUUGUGAGCGCAAUUGUCACAAAAAUGAUGAUCCAGAUCAUGAGAAGUAUAAAUGUUUAAAACCUUGUGAAAAUAUUAAUAAAAAAUGCACUUUGAAUCACAAAUGUCAAAAGAUCUGUUAUGAAGAUUGUUCAUCAUGUACUGUGAAAAUUAAAAGAACUCUGCCUUGUGGACAUAUAAAAAAUGAUGUUCCUUGCGGAUUAAAUUCUAAUGAAAUUAGAUGUAAUCUUCCUUGUAUUCGUCCUUCAAUAUGUGGUCACAAGUGUCUAGCUAAAUGUUAUGAACCAUGUAAACCUUGUGAAAGUCUAGUAAAAAAAGUGAUACCAGACUGUGGACACUCAAUUACAAUUAAAUGUAAAACAAUACCACAACGUAAACAUUGCACUAAUAAAUGUAAUCGAAUUUUAAUUUGUGGACAUUUAUGUAAGAAUGAAUGUGCAAAAGAAUGUAUCCCUGAAGAAUGUGAGGAAAUAGUGAUGCAAAAAUCUAGUAAACUUGCUUGUGGUCAUAAUAAAGUUUUUGUCUUCUGUUGUGACAAAGAUAAAGAGUUUAGAAUGGACAGCCAAUAUCUCCUUGAUAAAUGCCGUGAACCGUGUCUACAAAAACUAAAUUGCGACGAUAUUUGUUCAGGCACAUGUGGAGAAUGUAAACAAGGUCGCUUACACGUACCUUGUAGUGAGGUUUGCAAUAAAAUAAACCCGUGUAAUCAUACAUGUAAAUUCCCCUGUAAGGAACGGUGUCCACCUUGCAAUAAGAAAUGCAUUUAUUCUUGUAUUCAUUCUAAAUGUCCUCGUAAAUGUGGUGAUGAAUGUGCACCGUGCAUGGAAAAAUGUGAGUGGGAGUGUCCUCAUUUGAAAUGCACUAAAAAAUGUAAUGAAAUAUGUGAUCGAAAACCUUGUUAUGAGCCUUGUACAUUAAAGUUGAAAUGUGGGCAUGAAUGUAUAGGUUUUUGUGGUGAACCAUGUCCUCCUUUAUGUCGCAUUUGUCAAGAAGAUGAAGUUACUACAAUAGUGUUUGGUGAUGAAGAUGAACCAAAUGCAAGGUUUGUUUACUUAGAAGAUUGUAAGCACACCAUUGAAUCAAAUGCUUUAUCUAAUUGGAUGAACGUAAAUAAUGAAGAAAUAUGUUUGAAAGAGUGUCCAUUAUGUAAGACACCAAUUUUAAGAACCCAACGUUUUAUGAACCAAGUAAAAGUUAUAAUAGAGGAUAUUUCAAUAAUAAAAUCUAAAAAGUAUGGAGAACUUAAUGCUAUUAAAAGUGGCAAGAAAAAAAUAAUUCAGUCAUUGAACAACUUGAAUACUAAUUUUGUUUCAAAUUAUAUUGGCAAUCAAAAUUGUGAAUAUGAUAGUAACAAACAUCUAUGGGAUACAUUUUGCAAGCCUAUAAUAGCUUCAUUGAAGUAUGUUGGAAAGAAACGAUCAAAUUUCUAUUUACCUUCAAACGAUAUAGAAUCUUUAAAUUUUGUCGUUGAGUUGUUUAAAACUACUUCAAAGCUUAAAAAAAGAAUUGAAAGCAUCAAUGAUGUUGAAAAGAAACAAACUAUCACUGACCACUUCAAUUAUUUACUUAAAGUUGCUUUUACCUAUCCUAGACACUUAUCUAACCAGCAAAAAUAUGAUAUAAAUAUGGAGGUUGCAAGAGGUGUUAGGAUAAUAAGAUUAUUUGAGAUUAUGUGCUCUGCAAAGUUUAAGAUGUCAUACGGUGGUGAAAUUAAAAAUUCUUAUGCGACUGAUUUAAAUGAUUUUGUAAAACAUAUGGAAGGUCUGUUGAUGUCUUGUAAAAUAUAUACUGUUGAUAGAGACAAAGAUGUAGAAAUUAUAUUACAGUUAAUCGAAGAAAAAUUUGAUGGUCUGGCAAUCAUCACCGACGAAGAAAGAAAGAUGUUACACAAUGCUAUGUCCACCAGUUUCAGAGAUGGUUAUAGAGGUCAGGGUCAUUGGUGUAAAUGUCCAAAUGGUCAUAUUUAUAUUGUUACGGAAUGUGGAGGACCAACGGAGCAAGCUACUUGUCCUGAAUGUAAAGUACCGAUAGGCGGAUUUAACCACCGACAUGCUGCGGGCGUAACAGUAGCUUCAGAAAUGGAUGGUGCUAGUCAACUCUUGUGGAGUUAAUACUCCCGAUCUAUAUGCUCGCCCAACUCAUGUUUCAAAGUAGAUAAUUAUUUUAUUCAAAAACAUGAUUUUAACAGUUCAUAUUUUGCAAACUUAAAAAUAUUGUAUAAUUACAUUUUGUGUACUAUGUUAUUUCGUUCUUAUGCAAAUUUAAUUUCGGCAUUAGAAAUCUAAUAAUGUAAUGCAUAUUACUGACUGCUUCACUUUUAAUAUAAUUUAUUUAGAUAUCUAA